Molecule: messenger RNA, 3270 nt
Organism: Drosophila albomicans
Lineage: Eukaryota; Metazoa; Arthropoda; Insecta; Diptera; Drosophilidae
Product: protein boule
Exons: 8
Coding region: 749-1459 (236 amino acids)
Molecular function (GO): protein binding; RNA binding
Source: RefSeq, a predicted model, not a curated record
UCAUAUUCACUUGUAAUUGUGAUUCGUAGGAAGUAAGAUCUCUAGUAGUGUAAAAUAUAUAUAUCUAAAAAUAAAAUAGUGUAAUUCAAUUUCAAAUCGGAACCCUUCUAAAAAACCCGCCACCAAUUCCAAUAAAAAAGAAACAAAAAAACAUAAGAAAACAGCAACAACAACAACGAUAACAGCAAGCAAAUCAACCGCACCGUAACGUAACGUCAAUUGUCAACCGUUUAUCGUAAUAAGCAAAUAGCGUAAGCCCUUACGUACCUCCCUCUCGAUUUGCAUGUGUGUGCGUGUGAGACAACAAGAACGGCAACUGCGGCUACAAAAGCGAGCAAGACAAAUGCAACAACGAUUUGGAUAAAAGUUGUGCAUAAAGGAAACAAUUUAGUAAAAUUCAUUGCAAAAAGCUGGAAAAGGCCAAGAAAAGCGAAGCCGUGACGUGACGAUAGAGAGACGUGUUGUGUUAAAAAGAGGAUCCAGAGACAUAAGUUAUAUACAUGCAUGUUCGACCGGACUAAGGCGACAAAACAACAACCACAACAACAGCAAUAACAAUAGCAACAACAACUGCAGCGCACACCACUGAGCGAAAGAGAUAGAGAAAGACAGAGAGAGAGAAGAAGUCUGCUCUUAGACACGAGAGACGAUAAUUUUUCGGUUUUGCUAGUGCCCAAGCGAUUGGAGGAACAGCCUCAAGAUUCUGCCCUUCGGAGCCAACUUUCGUCUGGAGACGACACCAGCCGAGAUGCACAAGAUCACAGCCGCACCGGCUGCUGCCACAGCGCCCGCCGGCGCCCUCGAGGCGCCACUUGCGGCACCCAAAUACGGCACACUCAUACCCAAUCGCAUCUUUGUGGGCGGCAUAAGCGGCGACACCACCGAGGCGGAUCUGACGCGCGUGUUCAGCGCCUAUGGAACUGUGAAGAGUACAAAGAUCAUUGUGGAUCGCGCUGGCGUCAGCAAGGGUUACGGCUUUGUCACAUUCGAGACGGAGCAGGAGGCGCAAAGACUGCAGGCCGAUGGUGAAUGCGUUGUGCUGCGUGAUCGCAAGCUGAACAUUGCACCGGCUAUCAAGAAGCAGCCCAAUCCGCUGCAAUCGAUUGUGGCCACCAAUGGAGCCGUUUAUUAUACAACCACACCGCCGGCACCGAUUAGCAACAUCCCGAUGGAUCAGUUUGCCGCUGCCGUCUAUCCGCCAGUUACUGACUUUACAGCCGCUGGUGUGCCAGCCAUCUACCCACCUUCAGCCAUGCAAUAUCAGCCAUUCUAUCAGUACUACAGCGUGCCAAUGAAUGUACCCACCAUUUGGCCUCCGAAUUAUCAAGACGCACAGCCGCCGAUGCAACAUCAUGGACAGCCGCAUGCCGCUUGGGAGUUCGAUGAUGGCAGCAAUGCCAACAAUCGCGGCAACAGCAAGAGCAACAUUUCGGUGACCAAUUGGCGCAUGUCCAUGUAAAGAAAAGAAAAACAACAAAAAAUGGCAGAAGACAAAAGAAGACAGAAGAGAAAAACGAGCACUAAAAACAUCCACAAUCCACAUAGCAAUAUCAAAACCAAAUCAAUGCGCAAAGCCACAAAGCAACUAACAACAAACAAACAACAGCAAUCAUUAGGAAAAGUGGCGCGCAACAAACAAACAAACCAAACCAAACAACAAAACGACGUUCAUAAUAUGUUUUCAUUACUUUGAUUUACCGAGAGUUCAAAUUGUUUCUAUUGUUUUCGUUAAGCGUUUCUAAAUGUUUCGAUAUAUUUUGUGUUUGUAAGACCAGAAUUUCAAUCGGGGCUGCAGCCAAAGACAAAGAAAAGAAGAAGCAAAAUAUCAGAUCAGAUAUCAGGAUUAAGCAAGCAAGAAACAUCUUCAACAAAAGGGGGGAACAAACCAAAAACAAAAAAUCGAAAAAAAAUCUCAACCAAAGCAUAUCCAAACUUCUUCAAAAAUUACGCAAAACACAAGCCAAGAUAAAUCUCUCCCCCCCUCCUCAUCGUCAUACAGAUCGAGAACAACAACUUGCUAUCCUUUGCCUCUUAGCUUCAGCUGUGGCCCCAUUGAGUAGGAUUUAAAAAAACAGAUCACAGAACCAACAACAACAACAGCAACAUCCCAAACAGAACGUUUUCAAGCCAACAAAUAUGUGUUUCGGGUUCAGUUUUUCUGGCGUUCCGAUUAUAAAGUAGUUUUUAUACAGAUCUGUAUAUAUAUAUAUUAUAUGUGUGUAUAAUUGGCCUACACUUUCCCAAAAUUUGUAACGUUUCUUAUUAUAUAUAUAUCUCUGUACUUUCUCACUCAUCCCCAAAAUUUCGUUUCCUCCCCCAAUUUGUGUGUGCGUAAUAAUUAUGUGUGUAUAGAAAGUUUUUUCUAAAUUUCAAAGUUGACAUCAAAUAUUUCAUCAAUUGUAAAACUGAAAUAAAAAGAGCCCGAAACGAGAAGAGAUUUUAUUUACUUUAAAUUUAAUUUUCAUUUAACACCAACACGAAUUCACACUGCGUAUGCGUAAUAUUCGCAUACGUAGCGAGGCGGCAAUAAAGAGGAAAAAACUGUAGCAUACUUUCAGGACGCAUUCAAGUGAAACGUGCAACGAAUCUUUUGUGUAGCCAAAAAGCAAGAACAACAAUUUCGAUGAGAAUUAUACGAUUUAAAUAGAAAAGAGUUGAAUUAUAUAAACGGUUGUGUCAAAUUAGCUCUUAAACAAAAUACUUAAAUUACUUCGAAAAUAGAAACAGCAACAAAAUAUAUAUGUGCAAAGCUCAGUUGAUAAAUGAUAUAUAGUUGAUAAAAUGAAAAUAGCAAGCUGAAUUAGUCAUUCGAUUUUCCAUUUAGACUCGCCUGCGAAAAUGGAUAUUUUUUGGUCAGUCGAGCGCCUACUUAGCACCUAAUCAACAAAUAAAAUACAUAUGCAUAUAGACAUAACUGUAAAUGUACAUAUAAGAAGAAGAAGAAGAAGAAGGAAAUCAAGCCUCUAUAUGUAAUCUGAAUGUAGUUCAAUUAUAAUUGUAAUUAUCAUUUAUUUGCUAAACAACAAAACAAAACUCUCUUGAAAAACUCUCUCACAACUCUUCCGAAGCGAACAAAAGGAUAUAUAAUAGAUAACUAUACAUAUAUAUAUAUGUGUAUAUAUACAUCUAUAUAGAUCGUAUAAUCUUAACAAUAUACAAAACGAAAUAAAUAUAUAUAUAUAUCUAUGAGUGUACCAGAACAAUAUCUCGAUGGCGUCGUAAAACCGAAACAAAAAAUAUUUAUUAAAUUAAAACCAAAAAAACAAAAAA